UUUCGUCUUGUGUGAAGAUCGAUGUUGUCGGUAAAGGCAGCGACUGAUGGGCAUUAGAAGUACUUGCGGGCUGCAAGGGAGCUGAAGCACGUUGAUAUUAUCCUGUGUGGAAGAUGCCUUCUAACCAUGGGGAACUUGUUCUCUUCAUUUUGGAGAUCGUAAAGUUAGUAUAUUGUGACAACUGUUUUGACAUGGCUACUGCUGUGCAGCAUGACAAGUACAUGGAACACCAGAUAUUUAGAAAGUUCAGGAGUCCGUCUCCGUACGCCUGUGCAUCUGCAUGUCUCAUGUCCUCUGCAUGUCUGUCAUUUGGAUUUGAAAAGAAAACGCGCACCUGUCAUCUCAACAGUAACAGCAGUGCUAAUGGAAAUAUUGUUGACAGAGCGGGAUUCCUGAUCAGUGACAUCCUCCACUGGCCCAAGUCCAUCGCAGGUCCCUGUUCUCAGAAGCAAUGUCCCGCGACUUCCAGGUGUCAGGUGAAUCGACUUGAUCUUGCUACAUGUGUGCCAGAGUUCCGAGGGUGUGGUCAGCCUCAAGAAGUGACAAACGCCACCAACACGUACGAGGGUCACUACCUGGGGAGUGUAACAACCUAUACGUGCAGGCAGGACUUCAGGGCCUGUUAUGACAAAGUUACCAGCAUCUGUCAAUCAUCUGGACAAUGGGAGAAUUUGACGGCUGGCCUGUGUGGUCAGUUUAUUUGGCACAAUCCGGUCCUGAGGGUUCACUAUGCACUUCCAUGUGGGCCAUCAGACAAGUUCAGGGCGACUGUCACUGGAACACCGACCCACGCUAACAGUCAACACAGGUGGAAUAUCUGGCUAUGGAAAGACACGGAUGUGCUUGCCUUAUCAGAGUUCCGUUUUAACUACGAUUCUUAUAUGAAUGUAACAGUCAUGAACACUAAAAUUAAUGGUUUAUGGGGCCAACCGGUUCGUGUUCAGAGUCUUCCCAUGACUGUAGGACAAGAAACAGAGGUCCAGAUAACAUUCCACGGUGGAAUAUACAGGCUGGAUAUCGAUGGCAAGAGCAUGUUUAACUUCACUGAGAGAGUGCCAGGGGCAAAGCCGGCCUCCAUCUACAUAGAAGGAUCUGUCUCAGUUCGAAUGAUAGAAAUCUUGUUGUAUUAAAUUACAUGACUCAAAUUGGCAUUGUGGGGAAUAAGGCUCAGAUAUUAGUUCGUGUUGGGACAGCUUAUAAUUCUUGGGAUGGGAUGAUUGGGUGUGUGUGUAUGCGUGUGUGUGUGUGUGUGUGUGUGUGUGUGUGUGUGUGUGUGUGUGUGUGUGUGUGUGUGCGUGCGUGCG
Messenger RNA from Haliotis rufescens (red abalone), 1304 nucleotides. RefSeq lists its product as uncharacterized. The record is from RefSeq and is a predicted model, not a curated record. The transcript is spliced from 6 exons. Bases 114 to 1130 code for a protein of 338 amino acids. Lineage: Eukaryota; Metazoa; Mollusca; Gastropoda; Lepetellida; Haliotidae. Gene Ontology annotation, molecular function: carbohydrate binding.